CCGCGUUUGCGUCAUCCAGCGCCGACCGCCGAGUGGCGCAUGCGCAGAGCCGGGCAGAGGCCAGUGUGAUGUCACCGGCGGCGACUGGGAGAAGCCGUGCACUGGGCGGGUCGAUGCCGACACCAUGAGCAACAGCCACCAGCUGCGGCCGUAUAACUCGGUUGGGGAGAUCGAUCACGUGCACAUCCUCUCGGAGCACGUGGGCGCCCUGAUUCACGGCGAGGAGUACAGCGAUGUCACCUUCCUGGUGGAGAAGAAGCGCUUUGCUGCCCAUCGUGUGAUCCUGGCCGCCCGCUGCCAGUACUUCAGGGCAUUAUUAUAUGGUGGAAUGCGGGAGGCACAUUCCCAAGCCGAAAUCCCAUUGCCGGAUACACCGGCAGAGGCGUUUACAAUGCUUUUGAAAUACAUCUACACUGGCCAGGUCACAUUGAGUCACGAGAAAGAGGAAGUGUUGUUGGACUUCCUCAGCCUGGCCCACAAGUACGGAUUCCCAGAGCUGGAGGCUGCGACGUCAGAGUAUCUCUGCACCAUUCUCAGCAUCAAUAAUGUUUGCAUGGUUUAUGAUGUGGCUAAUCUUUAUUCACUCAGCAAACUUUCCAAUACUUGCUGCUUAUACAUGGACAGAAAUGCAAAGGCCAUUCUUUGCAGUGAAGGCUUCCUGUCCCUUUCAAAGACGGCUCUGCUCAAAGUCGUGGCCCGAGAUUCCUUCGCUGCUCCGGAGAAGGAUAUUUUCCUGGCUCUAAUGAACUGGUGUAAACAGAAUCCAGAGGAGAUGCAUGCAGAGAUCAUGAAGGUGGUGCGACUCCCGCUGAUGAGUUUGACAGAGUUGCUCAACGUUGUGCGGCCCUCAGCACUCCUCUCCGCCGACACCAUCCUAGACGCUAUCAAAAUCCGAUCGGAGAGUCGCGAUAUGGAGCUGAACUACCGGGGCAUCCUCAUCCCAGACGAGAACAUUGCCUCGAUGAAGCACGGGGCGCAGGUGAUUGGGGGAGAACUGAAGGCUGCUCUGCUGGACGGCGACACUCAGAAUUACGAUUUGGACCACGGCUUCUCUCGGCAUCCUAUCGAUGAGGACUGCCGGUCGGGCAUCGAGGUGAAACUGGGCCAGGCCACAAUCCUCAGCCACAUUCGUAUGCUGCUCUGGGACAGGGAUAGCAGGUCUUACUCAUACUACAUCGAAGUGUCCAUGGAUGAGCUGGAUUGGAUUCGUAUCAUUGAUCAUUCCAAAUACCUGUGUCGUUCCUGGCAGAACCUGUUCUUCACCCCUCGUGUCUGCCGAUAUAUUCGCAUUGUUGGGACUCACAAUACGGUGAACAAGGUUUUCCACCUGGUCUCCUUUGAGUGCAUGUACAGCAACAAGCCCUUCUCACUGGACGCAGGAUUGCUGGUUCCCACAGAGAACGUGGCAACUGUGAGUGCCAGUGCCACGGUGAUAGAAGGGGUGAGUCGCAGUCGGAAUGCUCUCCUGAACGGUGACACCAAGAACUACGACUGGGAUUCGGGCUACACUUGUCAUCAGCUGGGGAGUGGAGCCAUCGUGAUCCAGCUGGCACAGCCCUUUGUAUCGGCUCCAUGAGGUUGCUUGUCUGGGACUGCAACUGGACCCUAGAGUGUCU
Molecule: messenger RNA, 1616 nt
Organism: Amblyraja radiata (thorny skate)
Lineage: Eukaryota; Metazoa; Chordata; Chondrichthyes; Rajiformes; Rajidae
Gene: btbd9
Product: BTB (POZ) domain containing 9
Exons: 10
Coding region: 125-1576 (483 amino acids)
Biological process (GO): circadian behavior; modulation of chemical synaptic transmission; adult locomotory behavior
Cellular component (GO): cytoplasm
Molecular function (GO): protein binding
Source: RefSeq, a predicted model, not a curated record